Ceratosolen solmsi marchali is the source of this 1632-nucleotide messenger RNA. RefSeq names its product BTB/POZ domain-containing protein 6. Gene Ontology annotation, cellular component: cytosol; P-body. Gene Ontology annotation, biological process: neurogenesis. NCBI's taxonomy places the organism in Eukaryota, Metazoa, Arthropoda, Insecta, Hymenoptera, Agaonidae. Bases 7 to 1578 code for a protein of 523 amino acids. Gene Ontology annotation, molecular function: protein binding. The record is from RefSeq and is a predicted model, not a curated record. The transcript has 5 exons.
GGGGCAAUGGUUUUAUCAUGUGAUUGGCAGAUAACUACUCACAAAAUUGCUCAACGUGGUAAAUACCUCUUAGAGACUGGACAAUGGUCCGAUUGCAAAUUUAUCGUUGGUCAAGAACCUCAUCAGCAAAUUUUGGAAGGCCACAAAAUCUUCUUGGCUAUGUCCAGUCCAGUGUUCGAGGCCAUGUUUUAUGGUUCUAUGGCUGAGAAAAAUGACCCUAUACCCAUAAGAGACGUUCAGCCAGAGGCCUUUAAAGCUUUAAUGGAAUAUAUUUAUACGGACACGGUUGAGUUUGGAUCUUUUGAGCUUGCCUGCGAAUUGUGCUAUUGCGCAAAGAAGUACAUGCUGCCUUUUCUCGUCGAGGAGUGUACAAGAUUUUUAUGGUCCGAUUUGUCCAUAAAAAAAGCUUGCAGGGCUUAUGAGUUUGCUAAAUUAUUUGAGGAGCCAGUAUUAAUGGAAAAGUGUUUACAAAUUAUAUGCUCUAAGACCAGCGAAGUAUUGAAUGAAUCUAGUUGGGACGAAGUGGAACAGGGAACCGUGCUAACUUUAUUAGAUCAGGAGGCAUUGCAAAUCACUUCGGAGACCGAUUUGUUCAAUGCUCUGGAGAGAUGGGCUAAAGCAGAAUGCGUUCGCAAAUUAUUAGAACCCUCUGAUCCGAAGGCUUUAAAAUCCGUUAUCGGAAACGCUUUAACGAAAAUUCGAUUUCUCACUUUAACACCUCAAGAAUUUGCAGAGGGUCCUGGAAAGUCAUUAUUAUUAAUGCAGCAAGAGGCAUUUUCUAUUCUAAUGAAUAUAUCCUCUAAUAAAAGUAAUGUUCCAAUGCCCGAAGCAUUUUCCAUAAAUACCACUGUAAGAGCUAAAUCGAUAGUUCUAAAAGUCGACGACACAAAAAAAUGCAAUUCGGUCAACAUUUACACGCCAGUUAGACGACCAUAUUUAAUGGAUUCGUGUUCGAGCACUUACAAGAAUUCAGGACUUUUUGUUCAUGAUUUAAGUUAUCCAGAUAUAAUAAGAGAAGACAAUCGAGACGUGUAUAGAGACUCUCAAGAAGCUCCCAACGAAAUACUCAUUACAAAUAUUAGGGAUAGACCAAAAUUUUAUUGUAGAAGAUCAUUGUUCUCGCAAUCAAAUUGUCGAAAUUACGAUAUUAUGGAUUGUUCUGCCACAUUCACUGUCGACAGAAAUAUAUUUGUCCUUGGUGUACAAGUGCCAACCCAGGUAACUAUAGAUCCUUGCAAUCACCUUAUGAAUGAGACGUAUUUGAACAUGACGUACACGGAAGUUCUGUAUGCUCAUCUUCUUGACUCUGAUGGUUCUAGAUUAACGUACACACAUUAUACAACAAAAGCAGGUGCGAAUGAAUUAGUCGAAAUUUCGUUUAAUCAACCGGUAUAUAUUCAAAAAAAUAAGAUGUACAAGGUUGGCGUGGUUUUCAAUAAACCUGGUGUAUAUCCUACUGGGUCUUGUGCUCAGAGACAAAAUUGUGAAAAUGUCUCAUUUACAUUUAAUAUAGGAAUUAACGGAGUGGAUUACAUUAGAGAUGGUCUCAUAAGGUCAAUUGUCUUCACAUAUCGUUAAUCAAAACUAGGAUCUAAAUCUAUUAUAUUUAUGUAUUGUUAAUUGAAAAUUGAA